This is a messenger RNA of Solanum dulcamara, 916 nucleotides long. Its product is annotated as 40S ribosomal protein S3a-like. Gene Ontology annotation, cellular component: ribosome; cytosol. NCBI's taxonomy places the organism in Eukaryota, Viridiplantae, Streptophyta, Magnoliopsida, Solanales, Solanaceae. Gene Ontology annotation, molecular function: structural constituent of ribosome. The transcript has a single exon. Bases 65 to 838 code for a protein of 257 amino acids. Gene Ontology annotation, biological process: translation. The record is from RefSeq and is a predicted model, not a curated record.
UUUGAUGAGUCGAGCUCAGUAUAGUCUUGUGUUUUCUCUCUUAGCAUAGCUCAGAAGCUCGACCAUGGCUGUCGGUAAGAACAAGAGAAUUUCCAAAGGCAAGAAGGGAGGAAAGAAGAAAGCAGCUGAUCCAUAUGCUAAAAAUGAUUGGUAUGAUAUCAAGGCUCCAUCAGUAUUUGGUGUCCGUAAUGUAGGGAAGACCCUUGUUACCCGUACACAGGGUACAAAGAUUGCUUCAGAAGGCCUGAAGCAUCGUGUGUUCGAAGUGUCAUUGGCUGAUCUUCAGAAUGAUGAAGAUCACUCCUUCAGGAAGAUUCGUCUGAGAGCUGAAGACGUCCAAGGAAGAAAUGUCCUUACAAACUUUCAUGGUAUGGACUUCACCACAGAUAAGUUGAGGUCUUUGGUAAAGAAAUGGCAAUCAUUGAUUGAGGCUCAUGUUGAUGUUAAGACAACUGAUAGCUACACCUUGAGAAUGUUCUGCAUUGGCUUUACUAAAAAGCGCCCAAACCAACAAAAACGAACUUGCUAUGCACAGUCAAGCCAGAUUCGUCGCAAGAUGCGUGAGAUCAUGGUUAACCAGGCACAGUCGUGUGAUUUGAAAGACUUGGUCCUGAAGUUCAUUCCUGAAUCUAUCGGCAGGGAGAUUGAGAAGGCAACUUCAAGCAUCUACCCGUUGCAGAAUGUCUUCAUUCGCAAGGUCAAGAUCUUGAAGGCUCCUAAAUUCGACCUUGGCAGAUUGAUGGAGAUUCACGGUGAUUACUCAGAGGCUGUCGGUGUGAAGGUGGAUAGACCGGCAGAGGAUGUUGCAACUGAGCCAACUGAAGUAGUUGGAGCUUAAAUAUGUUAUGAUUUUCAAAUCUGUUUUUGAACUUGCUUGUGGCUUAAAUUGUUUUUCAUUAAAUGAGUUAGUAGGUUA